Messenger RNA from Fusarium falciforme, 1956 nucleotides. RefSeq lists its product as hypothetical. The record is from RefSeq and is a predicted model, not a curated record. Lineage: Eukaryota; Fungi; Ascomycota; Sordariomycetes; Hypocreales; Nectriaceae. The transcript has 2 exons. The coding region runs from base 1 to 1956 and encodes 651 amino acids.
AUGUCUUUUACCUCGUCCCCUCCGGAGGACGUCACCGACCUCUUCAGACGACGCAAUUUGACGAACAUCCCGCGGGAUCAGAAGGAGCUACUGGAGGACUCGGAUUCCUGGGCGGUCGACCUGAAGAAUACGCCUCAUGGGCUUGCGCAUGUCCCAGGGCAUGUCUUGCAGACGGUGAAGGAGGCCUACACGGCCCAGAAAGCGGCCAUCGACAGUUCUACGCCAAAGUCACGAAAGCGAAAUGGAAGUGUCGUGGCAUCUACGAAUAGCAAGCGCAUGCGCAAUGGCAUCACAAAUACCCCAAGGGAGGACUCGGAGGAGUCAGCACAAUCGUCGCCCGAACGAGAAAUCUCCUGGGAGUCAUCUCCCACUCGACCUGGCCCCUCCAAGUCGAUUCAUGUGGCCAUCAAUACAACGACGGUCCAGUCUUCGAUGAUUCAGGAAACGCCUAAGGCAGCUCGGGACCCUCCCCUAAAAAGGCGCAGUCCUUCUGAACCGUCUGAGGACGAAUCCGAUAACGAAUUAGAAACCGAGAUCCCCCAGGGCAUGCCGCAACCCGGCGCCCCCGUUAAUCGGACAGCAGCUCGCCUCGAACCAACUGCUCCGUUUCCUAUGCCGAUUUCCAGCAAGCCAAUGGCUACACCGCCAUGUGCGCAACCGUCUAAUCCCACCCAACCCAUUAUUCCAAACACUGUCGUUGCCCCAAGGGAGACAUGUCAAGAACUUGCUACCACCAAAAAACGGCAGUCCCGGCGAAUAUUCAAAGGCAUCAAUGUUGGGGAUACGGAGAAAAAGGUCCAUCACAUGCCGAACCGCCUACCAGCAACAAAGACAUUUGCGACUGUCGAGAGCUCCAUCCCAACAUCGUCCGACUCGAUCAUCCCUGCCACUCUGAAAACGACUGCGACACAGGACUCUGUCAUACAAUCCAUUGAGGAGAACGAGUCCGAUCACGACGCCAAUGAAUCAAUGCGAUCGGAUGAUGAGCCGCCGGUGGCGGAGCCUUCGAAUCAGGAAGGUGAAUCUAUCAUGCAAUCCAUUGAAGCACCCGAAGUUCACCAGAACGCCAAAACCCCCAUGAAACGAAGUAGCCAGAAACCAGUCGCCGCGCAACAAUCAGACGCUCAGCCCCAGGUGGAAACCUCGCCCGUGCAGGUGAAUGGUCGUCAGGGGUCACAGAGCAAGGUCUGUCCGCCACUGUGCAUUGGUCCCUCAGCAAGUAAGGAACCGUACGAAGUCUUCCUCCACCACUAUCCAUUGUUCGCAGAGGACGACUGGGGUCGGAAGGAAGCAGGCACCAAAAUGAGCUUUGUCAUUGCUUGUGUCUAUCUCAACUGGCUCCGUCGACGGAAGAAACUGAGGGACUAUCUGUAUGACGACUUCAUCCGUGCCUUCACAGAAGAUUACAAGGAGUACGUCGAGAGCGCGAAGGGCAAGCAAAAAACCCUGGUCGCGAUUGAGUGGUUCAACAAACUGUCUGAGAAGCCCACUUACAGUCAGUACGUGGUGAACCGGGGCAACCUCAGCUUCAUCCUCAAGUCUUACCCCGAGGAGGUGGCCAAGGCGAGCAUGACCAUGAUGAAGGCCGAUGACAUUAGCAUAUACACGAGCUCGGAUCACGAGUCAGAAUCUGAUGAUGAUGUCGUGUCGAAUCCCAGUGCCCCGUCUGACAAGGUGUCUCAGCGCUGGCGUAGCAAAGGAGCCGUCAUCCAAGGUCUCAGACAAAUCAGGGCUGAAGCAAAGGCCGAUGGCAGCGCCAGCACUAUCGUCUGCUUCCAGGCCUCGAAGGCCCGUCGUGAAAGCGCCACCACCGGUCUCAUCGCGUCCCCGAGAGAUUCUGACUCAGGCUCCCGCCCCGCCCUCACCUCAGAUCCCCAGAACGUCCAUGGCGCCGCCGUCCACCAUCGCGACGCCAUCUACAAGAUCGCGGGCACCUCGGACGUCGCAGUACUUUGA